Messenger RNA from Drosophila takahashii, 1467 nucleotides. RefSeq names its product zinc finger protein 120. Lineage: Eukaryota; Metazoa; Arthropoda; Insecta; Diptera; Drosophilidae. Gene Ontology annotation, molecular function: zinc ion binding; RNA polymerase II transcription regulatory region sequence-specific DNA binding; DNA-binding transcription factor activity, RNA polymerase II-specific. The record is from RefSeq and is a predicted model, not a curated record. Gene Ontology annotation, biological process: regulation of transcription by RNA polymerase II. Gene Ontology annotation, cellular component: nucleus.
CGAUAGGCGAUAGUCGUAGGGUGUAGUUAAAAUAAUAUAAAAUAAAAUAAAAGGGCUGGCUGACCGAAACUGGGCGUUGUACUCUCUCAUGCAGCGAUGUUCACCGCCGCCUUCACCGACCUGGCGCGCCUGUGCCGCAUCUGCCUGCGCCACCUGCGCGAGCGGGAGAAGGAAAUGCAAGUUCGCCUCCCAGAUUCCCGACUCUUUGCGAUCCUCCAGAGAUUCCUCGACAUAAAUUUACCCCAGGAGCCGCCGGGUUGGCCGACGGAGAUCUGCAAUCUGUGCCACAAUGCGGUGCUUUGCCUGGAGGAGCUGCGCCAGGUGGCCAGGGAAUCCGGCCAGAAGCUCAGCGAGUGGCAAACGCCGGCGAUGAUUCCCUUGGACAGGGUGAAGGAGGAGCCGCUGGAGGAGGUCAACCAGGAAAAUUCGCAGGAAAUGGCGUUAGAGCAGGAGAAGCGGGAGGAAAGCCUGCAGGAGGAGGAAAAGCCAGGAGAAGAUCAGGAGGAAACCCUCGAGGAGGAGCAGCAGCCGCCGGGCGGCCACAGCAGCAAGCGACGCGCCGGUUUGGCCUGCGAUCAGUGCGGCAAGCAGGUGUACAAGUUGCCCUACCUGGAAGCCCACAUUCGCAGCGUCCAUCAGGGCUACACGAAGCCCUUCCUGUGUCGCAGCUGCGACAAGUGCUUCACCCGCUACGAGCAGCUGCGCUCGCACAUGCGCAACGCCCAUCCGCAGCUGGAGCAACUGCAGCAGGAGCUGCGCGACCUCAUCUGCGAGCUGUGCAAUCGUCAGUACAGCACCAAGAAUGCCUUGGGUGAGCACUUGAAGCGACAUGCGCAGCGCAAGGAGCAUGUCUGCGAGCAUUGCGGCGUGGCGAAGGUGACGCGCACCGAGCUACUGACCCACCUGCGAACCCACAAUCCCACCUGGGAGCGCUUCAAGUGCGAGCAGUGUCCGCAGCUCUUUCGCCACAAGAGCGCCAUUAGUCGGCAUGUGCGCGUGGUGCACGAGGGACAGCGGCGCUUCCAGUGCGGCCAUUGCGAGAAGAAGUUCGGCACGCAUGCCUCGCAGGUGCGGCACGAGCGGCUGCACGCGGAGACGGCGGCGGCGGGAGGAGGUGGAGAGCCCUGCGUUUCGCUGGAGACGCUGGAGUUGCACCUAAGGCGCCACAGGAAGAGGAGGGAGAAGGAGGAUUCCGAUUCCGAUUCGGAUUCAGAUUCAAAUUCAGAUUCAGAGAGCCUGGAGGAUCGGAGGAAGCGGCUGAGGAAGCGGCAGAAGGAGAGACAACAAGAUCAAGGCUGCCAGGAGGAGCAGGAGGAGCACCUAAAGCAGGAGGAGGAGCACCCCGAAUGGCAGCACAAAUUAGAGGAGGAUGGAGAAGCACAAGAAGAGCCCUUCCAUGACUACAAAAUGAGCACUUCAGAGGCCUUGUGAUGGCUAUACACCUAUCUACUAUAUAUUAUAUAUAAU